CUUUUCUCACAAAAGUUGAUUCACCAAACUAAUUAAGUCCUAAAGCAACCUCUAUAUAAUUCGAAGAAACACGUACCCCAGCAUGUUCAAUGAUCAAUCCCUCGAAAAAUAGCUUUUUUCCAAUAUGUCUGAUCUCGAAGAAACUUCGGAAUCUCAACCUAUUCUCCCACAAACCUCUAACAGUCAAGUUUCUAUAUUUCUAUUUCUACUUGAGGUUGUAAUCUUGUUAACAUCGAUCGCGGUGGUAAUAUGGCUGAUUCUAGCUCCAAAGAGUCCCAUUUACAUAAUCACCAAUGUCCACAUUCCGGCCUUGCAUGGUAGGAAUUCCACAUCACAUGUCUACGUUUCCUCGGUUGCCAUGAAUUCUACUUUAAAUCACACAAGGGAUCCCUCUAUUCUCUUGGAUUUGAUAUUCUCAAACCCCAACAAAAGGGUGGGCAUCUACUACAAGGACAUCUACAUUACCUUAUUUCAUUGUGAUGCUCAUAUUGGCUCCAAGUUAUUGCCUGGCUUCUACCAAGGCUACAAGAAUGCGACGACAUAUGAAGUGCUAGUGGAAGCUAACAAACAGUUCUGGAAAGAAAUUACAAAUGGGACAAUAGAUUUGAGAGUUUGCGUGGAAAAUGCUGUAAAAUACAAGAUAUUCGUGUCCAAGACAAAGCAUUAUCAGAUAUAUACUGAAGCUUAUGUGCCAGUUGGUUCAAAUGGGAGGAUGUUAGGAAAGAAGAAUAUAAAGCUACACCACAUAUCCAAUCAGAUAAAAAAUUGAAAUUAAGAUCUGUUUCAUAGGACUUAAGUUUGAAUUGUUUAUUUUUCCAUCAUGUAGUAUAAUUUAUUCCAUUGCCAUUCUUGUUUUUUAUUUGCUGAAGUUGGUUUGGCAUCUCUGCAAGCUAGCCUAGAAAUAUAGCGCCAAGCAUAUGAUUUUAGUUUUAAGUACUGGAAGCCUGUGGCUUUAUAUCAACAAAGCCUUUGUCCCACCUAUUCGAGGAUGGCCGUACUUCCUAUAAAUUCACACAAUUGAACAUGCAUUUUCUCAGUUCCCCUCGGUCCUUGUUAUAAUGUUAUGUUUCAUAAAUA
Messenger RNA from Quercus lobata, 1077 nucleotides. RefSeq names its product protein NDR1-like. Lineage: Eukaryota; Viridiplantae; Streptophyta; Magnoliopsida; Fagales; Fagaceae. The transcript has a single exon. Gene Ontology annotation, biological process: defense response to other organism. Bases 125 to 769 code for a protein of 214 amino acids. The record is from RefSeq and is a predicted model, not a curated record. Gene Ontology annotation, cellular component: plasma membrane; plasmodesma.